Molecule: messenger RNA, 1547 nt
Organism: Vitrella brassicaformis
Lineage: Eukaryota; Vitrellaceae
Source: the annotation of a GenBank genome assembly
CCUUUAAAGCAGCCUCUGCUAUCUCCGCCAAAUCAUCCCUAAAAGCCCUGCACUCCCUCACACGCCUCUGAAAGAGGGGGUCCACGGCUGGCUUCUCCCCUGCGCCCUUUGGCUAAGCGCUGCUUGGAUGAAUGGGUUCUGCAAUGCCCUCUCGGCCGACAGCCGCCUUCUUGGCUCUGUUAGAGACAUAAUAAUAAUAAGGAGAACAAAGGAGUGGCGUAUGUUGAAAUAUGCAUUACCUGGCUCCAAGAGCCCCUUCAUAAGGUCUUGAAAGCCUUGCGGCAACUCCUCAAAACCGAAAUCAGUCCACAAAUUCCCAUCGAUGAUUUGGUAGAGUGACAGGUCAUCAAUUCCUGAAUUGCCUGCACCAGACAGACAACUGCUUUUUCCGGUGUCUCGCGCAGUGAUUGUCCGACCAUAGAAGGGCGGGAAUCUGCAGACCAGCUCGAACAACACGACACCUGUAUGUAAGGACAUGAAUGCGGCCAAGCUGUGCUAAAAAGGAAUGUCGUCUUACCCAGGCUCCACAUGUCGGCCUUCCUGCCGUAGCUGCCCUUCCACACCUCCGGUGGCUGGCACUUCGCAACUCCAUGGCCUUCAUACUUAGGCUGCCUGCAAAGUUUACACGAACCGACACACACAGCAUCAUCGAGCAAAAUGUCCGCUGUCCUACCUCUCCCUUGAAUGAAACUGAGGGUCCGGAUUCCUCUGUUGUUACACUGGGUCUUGCGAGCGAGGCCAAAGUCAGUCAGCACGACUCUCCCGUCGUCAGCCAUAAGAAAGUUGCCCAGCUUGAUGUCUCUGGAUCGACACACACACACACACACAGAGUAGGAGGGAGAGAGAGAGAGGCACGGCAAGUACCAUACGUCCACUUGCCCCCAAUCCUUACCGGUGAGCGAUUUCCAAGCCGUGGAUGUGCUCUAAGGCCAAUACCAUGUCGGCUGUCACCUCCCCGAGCCUCUCUAUGGUCCAGUCCUCUGCCGUCGAUCCAUCCAGCUGUUUGUGGUGGUCCAUCACUGGACAACAAAGAGAAUGACGUGAAAACACAGAAUGAGAGAUGAAAGUCGCAUUCCAAUCGAUGUGCAGCAAAGUAGCUGUCUUUGUACCGAUGUAACAUGACGAGCUGUCCCUGUACACAUCGCGAGUCUCGAAGAUGUUCGGGUGGCCAUCGAUGUCAAUGUCUUUCCCGCCGUGGCCGUACUGUGCCAGCUGCAGCAGCCUCAGGUGUCACCGCCGAGACGAUGUGCCGGCGGCCUUUGACGAACCUGCAUGGAGAGAAAAGUGGGAAAGCACACGUGUGUGUGGUGGAGCAUUCGCUGACCACCUCUCCCUGUUCUUUGCAGCGUUCGUCGAUUUUGAUGAUCCUCACAACCUGUAAACGCAACCCACACGCAGACGCACACACAGCUACGUCGAGAAAGCAUGUCUGUUUUUGCAUCUCUUCAUUGCCCUCCUACCGUCUUGGUCAUCCCCCCAUGGCUCGGGGCCGUCGGUGUGGCCUCGUAGACUCUUGAGAAGCCGCCUUCGGCCAGCUUCUUGCCGAG